Molecule: messenger RNA, 2034 nt
Organism: Sphenostylis stenocarpa
Lineage: Eukaryota; Viridiplantae; Streptophyta; Magnoliopsida; Fabales; Fabaceae
Source: the annotation of a GenBank genome assembly
AUGUCAAAUCCAGUUCUUGAAGCAUUUGGUAAUGCAAAAACUGUUAGAAAUGACAAUUCCAGCCGUUUUGGAAAAUUUGUUGAGAUUCAAUUUGAUAAGGUUGGACGAAUAUCUGGUGCAGCCAUUAGAACUUAUUUGCUUGAGAAAUCUCGAGUUUGCCAAAUCUCAGAUCCUGAGCGUAACUAUCACUGUUUUUACCUUCUCUGUGCUUCUCCACCUGAGGAAAAGGAGAAAUAUAAGUUGGGAGAUCCUAGAUCAUUUCACUACCUUAACCAGUCCAAUUGCUACGAAUUAUCUGGUGUUAAUGCUGCUCAAGAGUAUCUCAGCACCAAGAGAGCCAUGGAUAUUGUUGGAAUCAGUCAGGAAGACCAGGAUGCUAUUUUCAGAGUUGUAGCUGCUAUACUUCAUCUUGGAAAUAUUAAGUUUGCAAAAUCAGAAGAAAAUGAUUCAUCAGUUCUAGAAGAUGAAGAAUCCAUGUUUCAUCUCCAAACAACAGCAGAACUUCUUAUGUGUGAUGCUAAGACUUUGGAAGGUGCACUCCUUGAGCGUGUGAUGAUUACCCCAGAUGAUAUCAUAAAAAAAAGUCUUGAUCCUCUGGGUGCUGCACAUGUGUUUAAGAUGGAGCAAGAGGAAUAUACAAAAGAAGGGAUUAACUGGAGCUACUUAGAAUUUGUGGAUAAUCAAGAUGUACUAGAUCUCAUUGAAAAGCCGGAGAAAAUCUUGAUUCCCUAUGGUGUUCAACACUACUUUAAGGGUGUCAAAUGUCGUGAAAGCUUAAACUUAGGCAGAGUACUAGAGGCCGCAAAAUGGAUUUAUAUCUCAAACACUAUGUUUCCUAAAUCAACUCAUGAAACAUUUUCACAGAAGCUUUAUCAGACAUUCAAAGAUCACAAACGCUUCAUUAAGCCGAAAUUGACACGCUCAGACUUCACUAUUAUUCAUUAUGCAGGAGAGGUUCAGUACCAGUCUGAGCACUUUUUAGACAAAAACAAAGACUAUGUUGUUCCUGAACAUCAAGAGAUACUAAGUGCUUCCAAAUGUUCAUUUGUAUCAGGUCUUUUUCCUCCACUUUCCGAGGAGACAGCCAAAUCUUCCAAGUUUUCUUCCAUUGGUUCUCGUUUCAAGGGUGUUCUUGAAGCAGUAAGAAUUAAAUGUGCUGGAUUCCCUACUCACUGGACCUUCCAGGAUUUUUUAACUCGAUUAGGCAUUCUUGCUCCAGAGGUACUUCGAGGGAACUUCGAUGAAAAGGAUUCAUGUAAGAAGAUAUUGGAGAAGAUUGGGCUGACAGAUUAUCAGAUAGGGGAAACAAAAAUAUUCCUAAGAGCUGGUCAGAUGGCUGAAUUGGAUGCUCGGAGGGCAUUCCUGCUUAAUAAUUCUGCUACGGUUAUUCAAAAGCAUGCUAAAUCUCGAUUUACUCGGAAAACAUAUAUUGCAUUGCAAAAGUCCUCUGUUUUUCUGCAAUCCAUUUGCAGAGGAGAACUGGCUCGAGGUUCGUAUUUUCAAAUGAAGAAUAGGGAAGCGGCUGCAGUCAGAAUUCAAAAGCAUAUGCGUCGAUCACUAGCUAGGAAACGGUACACUGAAAUACAGACCUCUGCAAAUGUGUUGCAGACAGGUUUUCGAGCAAUGGCUGCUUGUAAUAAAUUUAGAGACAGAAAGCAAACAUAUAGAAAGCAGAUUUGUGCAUCGACUACUAUUCAGUCCUAUUGGCGUCGACAUAAAGCUCUCGUCGACUAUCAGAACCUUAAGAAAGCAUCAAUCAUUCAACAAAGCAUCAGCUCCAUUGAUAAACAGGAAGAGAAGGUUUUGGAGACACUAGUGCAAAAUGGAAGUCCUGCUAAGGAAGAAUCUUCAAAUCCUGUCCAAGAAGAAUCUUCAAAUCUUGACCGAGAAGAAUCCUCAAUUCUUUUCCAUGAUGAAGAAAGUAUUGAAGCUAUUAGGGAUUCUUCUAGUCCUCUCGCAGACACUGAAAAAAUUGAGAUUCUUGCUUUGGAAGUAAAAGACUUAAAGAGUAUCGUUGAUUAUCUUUUAGAGUAG